AUGAUGUCAGAGCCGCACAGCACACGCGCCGCUACGGAGGCCGAACGACAAAAACGGCUGGGAAAGGGGCGGGGAUGGCGUGGUUUCCCCUCUCCCCCCCCCCACGUGUCCCGGUCUCCAGGCAACAGGGACGCGGGGGCGGGGCCUCUGAGUAGCCGGGUCAUGCUGCUGAGCGGAGCCGCGCGCCGGGCGGGGAGUCUCUCGCGGCCGGCGGACGAAGAGCUCGCAGCUAAAAUCCUCCAGCGAGCCUGGUGGAGUCACAUCAACAGGAGGCUGUUCAGGCUGCUAACACACACCAUCCGGGCCGCGGAGCAUUGCAUUACAUAUGAGAUUAUGAGGAGAGUGAGUCCUUUAGAAGCUGAACUUAUAAAAGAUCCUAGUAUGCAGUGUAAAGUCAGAUUCAGAUUUGCUGGUCAUGAGUUUCCACCUUUCAUUGUGUUUAAGAUUUUUCACCAUACUGGAGGCCAAGGCAGCAAGUACAUAAGUGGAAAAAGAACAAUAAGUCCAGCAAGUGAGGCAGCAGCUGAUGCUUGCAAGUUGAUGGGACAUCGGAAAUAUUAUGAUCAAAUGAUAUGGGAUGAACUUCAGUACCAAAAUCACAAAAUAAUAGACGAAAUAGACGUUGCUACAGUGAAAGAUUACAUGCAAUAUAUCAGUAACCUGGAUGAGACCCCAGCAUACUUUGGUGGCAGGGAUAACUGCUGGAGAAAAUUGUCUCUGGAAAACUUUCCCAGGACAAUAAUAAUGUAUGACAUAAUGGAUUAUGCACAGUCUGGGACACUGUCAAACCGACUUAAGGAGAAACUGACAUUUCUGCUCCUGAGGCCACAGAAUGAAGAGCUACGGCAUGUUCAGCUCAUGACUGUUUCUCGAGCCAGGUCUCCUACACCUUGUCCUCCAACAGCCACCUCUUCAUCUAGGUCUUAUCAACCCUCUUCACUGCCUAGACCCUCAGUGCGUCGCUCUCGCCAAGCUCGACAGAAAGUAGCAAAAAUGAAAAGAGUUCAUGCACUUGAAAAAGAAAGAGAGGAACAGAAAUUGGAUGUUACAAAUAGAAGCCACUUCACUGAACAUCAAGAAACUAUGACUGCACCAAUUGAAGACCUUGAGGAGCAUUCUGUCUUUUCAGAUGAAGAGUGGGAGCAUGAGGCAGCUAAAUUGUAUGCCUGGUCUCAGGCGUUAUCUCUUGAAGACAUUGGAGAAUAUUCGCUCACACCUAAUUUCUGA
Molecule: messenger RNA, 1227 nt
Organism: Emys orbicularis (European pond turtle)
Lineage: Eukaryota; Metazoa; Chordata; Testudines; Emydidae
Gene: C1HXorf58
Product: chromosome 1 CXorf58 homolog
Exons: 8
Coding region: 1-1227 (408 amino acids)
Source: RefSeq, a predicted model, not a curated record